Molecule: messenger RNA, 1510 nt
Organism: Nelumbo nucifera (sacred lotus)
Lineage: Eukaryota; Viridiplantae; Streptophyta; Magnoliopsida; Proteales; Nelumbonaceae
Product: exosome complex component RRP41 homolog
Biological process (GO): nuclear mRNA surveillance; rRNA catabolic process; U4 snRNA 3'-end processing
Cellular component (GO): nucleolus; nuclear exosome (RNase complex); cytoplasmic exosome (RNase complex)
Molecular function (GO): RNA binding
Source: RefSeq, a predicted model, not a curated record
UCCACCCGUAGUUUCGAAAGUCGGAAGUCGGAACUUCGAACUUCGAAGGUUUCCCCGCCAUACUCAGUGACAGUAAGUUAGACGUAGGGUUUGAAGGUUUCUCUCCAAUCUUUCACCUCCGCCGUUCUUAGCGAAGGUAGCUGCUCAAAGCCGAAGGUUAUUCUCUGCAAACGUUUGGUGUUUCUCUAUUAGAAGGUUUCAUCCCAGACGUUGCUCCGUCGUGUCAGACAUCGCUUCGCCUCUCCGUCGCUUCAGAUGUCGUUUGAUGUUGCUCUGUUCAUUCUCCCUUUUGGAUCAACAGAAGAGGAAACCUGUGUUACUAGUUAGGGUUUUCUUAUUGACAGGUGCUCCACUAAUUAUUUCUGGGUGGCUUGGUGUAUUUGCUGCUUGGUCUCUUCUCUGUUUCAUGCUAAAACAUUGAGCAAGUGAGGAAGCCAAUUUGAAAAAAGGACUUGAAUACUUUUGUAAACAACCCCCUCCUGCUUUCUCUCUCUAACACAUUUUUGAUAAUGGAAUUCGUAAGCCCUGAAGGUCUUCGCUUAGAUGGCCGUCGUCCUAUGGAAAUGAGGCAGAUCCGUGCACAGAUUGGUGUUGUGGCUAAGGCAGAUGGUUCUGCUUCAUUUGAGAUGGGGAAUACUAAAGUUAUAGCUGCAGUAUAUGGCCCUAGAGAGGUUCAAAACAGGAGCCAACAAAUUAGUGAUCAAGCACUUGUUCGCUGUGAAUAUAGCAUGGCUAACUUCAGCACUGGAGAUCGCAUGAGGAAACCAAAGGGUGACAGGCGAUCAAUGGAGAUAUCCCUUGUCAUUUGCCAAACCAUGGAAGCAUGCAUAUUGACACACCUAAUGCCUCGUUCUCAGAUAGACAUAUUUGUCCAAGUUCUACAAGCUGAUGGAGGAACAAGAUCUGCAUGCAUCAAUGCUGCAACUCUGGCUCUUGCAGAUGCUGGGAUUCCAAUGUGUGACCUCAUCACUUCCUGUAGUGCUGGAUAUCUCAACAGUACUCCUUUGCUGGAUCUGAACUAUGUAGAAGAUAGUGCUGGGGGCCCUGAUGUCACUGUAGGAAUUCUAUCAAAGUCAGAUAAAGUGACACUCCUUCAGAUGGAUGCUAAACUACCCAUGGACAUCUUUGAAAAUGUCAUGCAACUUGCAAUAGAAGGGUGCAAAGCAGUUGCAAACUACAUUCGAGAGAUACUGCUGGAGAAUACCAAGCAACUGGAAUACCGCCGGGGCAGAUAAUCUUUCAUCAUCUAAGGAGCUUGAGUCCGUCCUGCAAAUGUAAUGAUUUGAUAUUACUUUCAUAAUUAAAAUUGAUUUAAUUAUUGCAACAAUGUACUUGUAAUGCCAGAUCGAUGGAUCUCUAGUCCAAAUGUGGCACAAAUUGCCAGUUAGGUUUUUCUUAUUUGUAUGCCAUAGACCAGCAUAGACUCAAUCUAUGAAAUGGUGUUCUAUUCCUUGUUCAGUAAAAUAUGGUGGAUGGGACCCAGAAAUUUAUUUGGCUUGACAUUUUUGAA